UACUUGCUUAGCUUAACGCCAUUUUUGAGCAGGGCCUGAAAAGUAACUAGAGGUCAGAAAAACAACUUGUACCCUGGAUGAGAGCCAAGUCAGCAGGCGUGUCGAGCUCGGGGAAAAACCACGAGCUGUCCUGAGUUUGAACCUGGCCUCAUACGAAUCGUCCAAUCAGAACCCUGUAAACUAUGCUUCCUGCUUCUGUACCCGCCCUUCCGCUGCCCAACCCUAUAAAAACCCUCCACUCCAGCCCGUGGGCGCGCCAGUCUCUUCAGCCUCUGGAGGGACUGUAUCGCCCCGGGUACCCGUGUUCCUGAAUAAAGCCUCUUGCUGUUUGCAUCUGACUUGUGGUCUCGGUGUAAUCUCUGGGCGAGGGUCUCUCCAGAGGGAAGACUCCAGUCGGGGGUCUUUCAUUUGGGGGCUCGUCCGGGAUUUGAGACCCCCGCCUCGGGACCACCGACCCACUGUCAGGAGGUAAGCUGGCCGGCCACUGUCUGUCUGUAUUGUCUCAGUCUGUUUACUUGUCUUUCAUUUUCGUCGGACGUCCUAAGUCAGGUCUGAGUCGGUGGGGGCUGAAGGAGCUGACGAGCUCGGACUUCGCCCACCGAAACCCUGGAAGACGUUCCACGGGUAUCUGAAGUCCCCUCUGGGGCACGGAAAGUCCCCUCUGGGGCACGGGAAGUCCCCUCUGGGGCACGGGAAGUCCCCUCUGGGGCACGGUUUUUCGGGGCCACCCACGCAUCAGAAGGAUACGUGGUACUGGCAGGGGACGGAGAAUUCAAACACUCCGCGUCCCCAUCUGAGUUUUUGUUUUCGGUUUUACGCCGGAGCCGCGCAGCGAAAAAUUCUGUGGUCUGUCUUGUCUGUUUGUUUCUCGUUGUGUGUUUAACCCUUCUUUAUUUGGAGACCACCAUGGGACAGGCUGUCGCCACCCCAUUGAGCCUAACCAAGGACCACUGGUCCGAUGUUAAGGCCCGAGGAAACAAUGAAGGUGUCAUUGUCAGGAAGAAGAAAUGGAUCACCUUCUGCGAGGCCGAAUGGGUCAUGAUGAAUGUCGGCUGGCCGCGAGAGGGAUCUUUUAACCUCUCUCUUAUUUCGCAGGUGGAGGGUAAGGUUUUCGCCCCUAGCCCUUAUGGGCAUCCCGACCAGGUCCCAUAUAUCACCAUCUGGAGAUCACUGGUCGAGAACCCAUUUCCAUGGGUUAAGCCUUUCCUUCCGCAGCCCCCUCCAGUCUCUGGGCCUUCUGCGCCCCCCAACCCAGACUCCUCCCUUUACCCCGUGCUCCCUCACAAGGAGACUCCUAAGCCUCCAGUCCUUCCCCCAGACCCCAAUACUCCCCUUAUAGAUCUCCUGACGGAGGACCCACCACCAUAUCGAGCCGGACCACCUGGAGAGCCGGCCAAAGCGGCCCCAGCCGCCGCCCCGGUGGCGGCGUCCCCGGCCGUGCCCGUGGCAGAUCCGGAAGUCACCUCGACUCGCAGGACCCACGGGGCUGAAGAAGAGGACGCAGCCCCGUCCCCCAUUGCCGGCCGCCUCCGCGGCCGCCGGGAUGGCCCCCCUAUUGAGUCCAGGGCCUUCCCGCUCAGAGAGGGGCCGAAUCGCCAGUUGCAGUACUGGCCCUUUUCAGCCUCAGACCUCUAUAACUGGAAACAACAUAAUCCCCCUUUCUCCAGGGAUCCUGUUGCCUUAACCGGCCUAAUUGAGUCCAUCCUAGUGACUCACAGGCCGACUUGGGACGACUGUCAGCAGCUCCUGCAGACCCUCUUAACAGUAGAGGAGAAGCAGAGAGUUUUCCUGGAGGCCCGGAAGCAGGUUCUGGGCGACGAUGGGAGGCCAACCCAACUCCCAAAUAUCAUCGAUGCAGUUUUUCCCUUGACCCGCCCAGACUGGGACUUCAAUACACCUGAAGGUAGGGAGCAUCUACGUCUCUAUCGCCAGUUGCUCUUAGCGGGUCUCCGAGCGGCCGCCAGAAGGCCUACCAAUUUGGCUCAGGUAAGGAAUGUGAUACAGGGAAAGGAAGAAACACCCGCUGCAUUUUUAGAGAGGCUGAAGGAGGCUUAUAGGAUGUACACUCCGUAUGAUCCAGAAGACCCAGGGCAAGCACCAGGUGUCAUCCUAUCAUUUAUCUAUCAGUCUAGCUCAGAUAUCAGAACCAAAUUGCAGCGGCUGGAAGGUUUACAGGCGCUAGGUUUGCCAGACUUAUUGAAGGAAGCAGAGAAAGUGUUCAAUAAGAGAGAAACUCCUGAGGAGCGUGAGGAAAGGAGAUGGCAGAAACAAGAGGAAAGGGACAAGAAACAGCAUAGGGAGAUAAAAAAGGUUUUGGCUGCCGUUGUGUCUCAGGGACAGCGGAGAGAGGGAGAUAGGUCGGGAGAGCGAAGGAGGCCACCCCUUGAUAAAGAUCAAUGUGCUUACUGCAAGGAGAAGGGACACUGGGCCCGAGAGUGCCCCAAGAAGCCACAAGGACCCCGCCGGCCCAAGCCCAAGACUGUAGACCUCCUUAGUCUGGAAGACUAGGGGAGUCGAGGCCAGGAGCCCCCCCCUGAGCCUAGGAUAACCCUCAAGAUCGGGGGGCAGCCCGUGACCUUCCUGGUUGAUACUGGUGCCGAACAUUCAGUCCUAACCCAUGCCGGAGUGCCUCUUAGCCGGCAUUCUGCACUGGUGCAGGGGGCAACUGGAAACAAGAGGUAUUAUUGGACUGCCGAGAGAAAAGUCCAACUGGCAUCAGGGCAAGUAACUCACUCCUUUCUGCACAUACCUGAAUGCCCCCAUCCGCUGUUAGGACGGGACCUAUUAACCAAAUUGAAGGCACAAAUCUAUUUUGAUGAGAAGGGACCGAGGGUCACGGGUCCUAAAGGAGACUCUCUACAAAUCCUUGCCCUCAGUUUAGAAGAAGAAUACCGUUUGUUUGAACCAGAACCCCCGGAGAAAUCUCCUGAGGAACUACAGAACUGGCUGAGAGAGUUUCCUCAGGCCUGGGCAGAGACUGGGGGCUUGGGGCUGGCACACGAUCAGCCACCGCUGGUGAUCUCACUAAAGGCCUCCGCAACUCCCGUUUCAAUUAGACAAUACCCAAUGUCACGGGAAGCUCAUGAGGGGAUCAAGCCCCAUAUUCGAAGGCUCCUAGACCAAGGGGUGCUAAAGCCCUGCCAGUCCCCUUGGAACACCCCUCUCUUGCCUGUUAAGAAACCGGGGACAGGGGACUACAGGCCGGUCCAGGACUUGAGAGAGGUCAAUAAGCGGGUGGAGGACAUACACCCCACGGUGCCCAACCCCUAUAACCUUCUGAGCACCCUCCCACCGACCCACGUCUGGUACACUGUGCUAGACCUGAAGGAUGCCUUCUUUUGUUUGAGACUGCACCCUCAAAGUCAAAUGCUAUUCGCUUUUGAAUGGAGGGACCCAGAAAAAGGGCUUUCGGGACAGUUAACCUGGACCCGGCUCCCUCAGGGCUUCAAAAAUAGCCCAACCCUCUUUGAUGAGGCCCUACAUGCAGAUCUGGCCGGAUUCCGGGUCGAACACCCAACCCUGACUCUGCUCCAGUACGUGGAUGAUCUACUCCUGGCAGCCAGGAGUCGAACCGAGUGCCUGGAGGGCACUCGAGCCUUAUUGGCCAGACUUGGACAAAAGGGCUAUAGAGCCUCAGCCAGAAAGGCUCAAAUAUGCCGAGAUAAGGUUACCUACCUGGGCUACACCCUGAGCGGGGGGCAAAGAUGGUUAACAAGAGCGAGGAAGGAGACGAUAAUCUCCAUCCCCCCUCCUCGGAACCCCCGCCAAGUUCGAGAGCUCCUGGGUACGGCUGGGUACUGCCGCCUUUGGAUUCCUGGCUUUGCCGAACUGGCAGCCCCAUUGUACCCCCUCACUAAACCAGGGGCCAUGUUCCAAUGGGAGGAGAAGCAUCAGAAAGCGUUCCAACAGAUCAAGAAGGCCUUACUCGAGGCCCCGGCUCUGGGUCUGCCAGAUCUAACCAAGCCCUUUGAGCUGUUUGUGGAUGAGAACUCAGGUUUUGCCAAAGGGGUACUGGUGCAAAGACUGGGACCUUGGAGGAGACCUGUAGCGUACUUGUCCAAGAAAUUGGACCCGGUGGCUACAGGAUGGCCAUCAUGCCUCCGCAUGGUGGCAGCCAUCGCCGUAUUACUUAAGGAUGCCGGGAAGCUGACUCUGGGACAGCCGUUGACUGUGCUGGCCUCCCAUGCAGUGGAGGCCUUGGUCCGACAACCACCGGACAGAUGGCUUUCUAACGCCAGAAUGACUUACUAUCAGGCCUUACUGCUGGACUCAGACCGGGUAAAUUUUGGGCCGACAGUUUCCCUUAACCCUGCUACCUUGCUGCCACUGCCUAGCCCCUCCGGGGAGCAUGACUGCCUCCAGAUUCUAGCCGAAGCACAUGGCACCCGCCCUGAUCUGACAGAUCAGCCGCUUAAGAAUCCAGACGCUGUCUGGUACACAGAUGGGAGCAGUUUCCUGGAGGAGGGGAAACGCAGAGCCGGGGCAGCUAUAACCACCGAAUCGGAAGUGGUAUGGGCAUCGUCACUCCCGCCCGGGACAUCGGCCCAGCGCGCAGAACUGAUUGCGCUCACCCAAGCUCUCCGGAUGGCAGAAGGUAAGAAGCUCACAGUUUAUACUGACAGCAGAUAUGCCUUCGCCACUGCGCAUGCCCACGGGGAAAUCUACAGACGGAGAGGCCUGCUGACGUCCGCGGGUAAGGAAAUCAAAAACAAAAAAGAGAUCCUAGACCUCCUAAAGGCCCUGUUCCUCCCGCUCCAACUCAGUAUUGUCCACUGCCCAGGGCAUCAAAAGGAUGACUCUGCGGUAGCCAGAGGGAAUCGGCUGGCGGAUCUGACUGCCCGAACAGUGGCUUCCCAGCCAGCAGGGAGCAGCCAGUUGAUGGCCAUACAAGAACCACAGCCUGAGAGAGACCCCGUGCCCUAUAGCCCAGAAGACCAUGAGCUAGCAAAGAAAAUGGGGGCGGACUGGGAACAAGGAAGACAGGCAUAUAUACUAGGGGACCGGAUGGUCAUGCCAACCUCCCAUACCCGAUACAUGCUAAGAUUCCUCCAUGCUUUGACCCAUUUGAGCAAAAACAAGAUGAAGACCCUAUUGGACAGAGAAAACACCUGGACAGUGCUGCUGAACCAGGAUCAGGUACUUCAGCAGGUAACUUCUACCUGCCCAGCCUGUGCUCAAGUCAACGCAGGAAAGGUUCAUCUAAACAAGGGGGCCCGCCAAAGAGGCCAUCGUCCUGGUGUUCAUUGGGAAAUAGACUUUACAGAAGUAAAACCCGGACUCUAUGGGUACCGGUACCUCCUGGUCUUCGUGGACACUUUUUCUGGAUGGAUCGAGGCAUUUCCAACCAAGAAUGAGACGGCUAAUGUGGCAACAAAGAAACUGUUGGAAGAAAUCUUCCCCAGGUACGGGAUGCCUCAAAUAUUGGGGUCGGAUAACGGGCCUGCCUUCGUCUCUCAGGUAAGUCAGAAGGUGGCCAAACUAUUGGGGGUUGAUUGGAAACUCCAUUGUGCAUACCGUCCCCAGAGCUCAGGACAGGUGGAACGAGCUAAUAGAACAAUCAAGGAGACUUUAACCAAAUUAACGCUUGCAACUGGCACUAGAGAUUGGGUGCUCCUACUUCCCUUGGCUCUCUACCGAGCCCGAAAUACUCCUGGCCCACACGGCCUAACCCCUUUUGAGAUCAUGUAUGGGGCCCCACCUCCUGUUGUAGACUUUCUCCAUCCUGAUAUUUCCUCCUUUGCUACCACCCCUACUUUAGAGGCACAUCUUCAAGCCCUCCAACUGGUGCAGAGGGAGAUCUGGAAGCCCCUGGCCAAGGCCUACCAGGAGCAGCUAGACAAGCCGGUGGUGCCCCACCCCUUCCAGAUCGGGGACUCCGUCUGGGUCCGACGACACCAGACCAAGAAUCUGGAACCACGGUGGAAGGGGCCCUACACUGUCUUGCUGACCACCCCCACUGCACUCAAGGUCGACGGGAUUACUGCAUGGAUCCACGCCUCGCAUGUGAAGGCUGCCAGGGAACCCGACCCAGCAGGAUCCAGAAAGUCAACAUGGACAGUGCGCCGCACACGGAACCCCCUAAAAAUAAGGUUGGCCCGCGGCUCCUCUUCCUCCCCCUCCUCUUAAUCUCUGCCUACCCCCAGGGGACUAGGGCGGCAGAGAGCCCGCACCUAGUUAAGAGGCUCACUUGGCAGGUUAUCUCACAAACUGGGGAGAUGGUCUGGCAAACGACCGCCCUUCACACCCCCUUCACAUGGUGGCCCAACUUGCAUCCAGAUCUCUGCCAACUAGUAGCAGGGUCAGGGGACUGGGACAUCCCUACCACUGACCCCAUGAACCCCAGAGCACCAGACGUCUGUCAGGAUGGUAAGGGGACUUGCAAAUGUAGUGACGGGAGAUAUGGAUGUGGUCACCCUGAAACCAGAGCAGCCCUGUCACAACUAUCCUUUUACGUCUGUCCCCGGGAUGGUAGGGACAGAAAGAUGAUUAGACAAUGUGGGGGUUAUGAAAGUUACUUCUGUAAAGCAUGGGGAUGUGAAACAACUGGUAAUACCUAUUGGGAGCCUUCAUCCACUUGGGACCUCAUUAGGGUAAAAAGGGCUACCCAAAGAGAAAGCCACUCAUGGCGUCCUCUUACUCAAGGACGUUGUUGGGGAACUGUCACGUCAGGAAGAGAUAACACUUACUGGAAAGGGGGGGGGGCCCUGUGUAAAUUUCACCUGCAACCCCCUGAAUAUAUCUUUUACUCAAAAGGGAAGGGAGAUAACACAAGACUGGAUUAAAGGUAGAACAUGGGGACUUAGACUUUACAUGACGGGAUGGGACCAGGGAGUCGUGUUUACGAUUAGGCUUAAAAUCACAGAGCCCUCCGCCUCUAUAGGUCCCAACCAGGUUCUCUCUGACCAAAAGCGCCCCUCUUUACCCGCUCCGGCACCCCCGAGGGCUACCCCCCGACCCAAUUCGGCCAUUCGCUCAAGCACGGCUCCGAAUGCCACUAUAACCCCAGUCACCCUCCAGCCACCCAGGCCCGGUACGGGAGACCGGCUAUUGAAUCUUAUAGAGGGCGCUUACUCAGCCCUCAAUGUUACCAACCCAAAUCAGACUCAGGAAUGCUGGUUAUGCCUAGUCUCCACACCCCCCUAUUAUGAGGGGGUGGCCGUAGUCGGAAGCUUCACCAAUUCUUCUUCACCCCCGUCAGGAUGUGCCUCGACACCUCAGCAUAAGCUCACAAUCUCCGAGGUGUCAGGACAAGGACUAUGUCUGGGGAUAGUACCCUACACCCACCAACACCUGUGUAAUCGCACCCAGGCACUUGUUCCAGGACCCCACUAUCUCGUGGCUCCCAACGGGACUUAUUGGGCCUGUAGCACUGGACUUACACCAUGCCUCUCCUCCUCAAUACUAGCCAACACGGCCGAUUAUUGUGUGCUCAUAGAACUGUACCCCAAGAUAGUCUACCGUGCACCUGAAGAUAUCUAUGCCCGAUAUGAGACAGGGGUCCCCCGUAUAAAAAGGGAGCCAGUCUCGCUAACCCUGGCCCUGAUACUAGGUGGGUUAACUAUGGGAGGAGUCGCUGCCGGAAUAGGCACAGGUACCACUGCCCUCAUGGAAACCAACCAGUUCAGACAACUCCAGGUUGCCAUGCAUACCGAUAUCCAGGCACUGGAGGAAUCCGUGAGUGCCUUGGAAAAGUCACUCACCUCCCUGUCUGAAGUAGUUCUGCAGAACCGGAGGGGAUUAGACCUCCUCUUCCUGCAGGAGGGGGGGUUAUGUGCCGCCCUUAAAGAAGAAUGUUGCUUCUAUGCGGAUCAUACUGGGGUGGUGAGAGAUAGCAUGGCUAGAUUAAGAAAAAGAUUAGAGCAAAGACAAAAACUCUUUGAAGAACAGCAGGGAUGGUUUGAAGGAUGGUUCAGAAGGUCCCCCUGGCUCACCACCCUCAUCUCCACCCUUAUGGGACCCCUUCUGAUUUUAUUGCUCCUUCUGACGCUCGGGCCCUGUAUCCUAAACAGACUUGUCCAAUUUAUCAGGGAACGCGUUUCUACUAUUCAGACCUUGGUAUUGACACAACAAUACCAACGACUCAACCAGGUGGAAAUGGAGCCACAUCCCUAUUCUUCCCCAUGAAUGGAGGAUUCCAUUCCCUGAGAUAAGAAAAUGGGGGAAUGAAGGGCCCCAGCAUACUUGCUUAGCUUAACGCCAUUUUUGAGCAGGGCCUGAAAAGUAACUAGAGGUCAGAAAAACAACUUGUACCCUGGAUGAGAGCCAAGUCAGCAGGCGUGUCGAGCUCGGGGAAAAACCACGAGCUGUCCUGAGUUUGAACCUGGCCUCAUACGAAUCGUCCAAUCAGAACCCUGUAAACUAUGCUUCCUGCUUCUGUACCCGCCCUUCCGCUGCCCAACCCUAUAAAAACCCUCCACUCCAGCCCGUGGGCGCGCCAGUCUCUUCAGCCUCUGGAGGGACUGUAUCGCCCCGGGUACCCGUGUUCCUGAAUAAAGCCUCUUGCUGUUUGCAUCUGA
Molecule: messenger RNA, 8516 nt
Organism: Peromyscus californicus insignis
Lineage: Eukaryota; Metazoa; Chordata; Mammalia; Rodentia; Cricetidae
Exons: 1
Biological process (GO): virion assembly; proteolysis; DNA integration
Molecular function (GO): zinc ion binding; aspartic-type endopeptidase activity; nucleic acid binding
Source: RefSeq, a predicted model, not a curated record